This is a messenger RNA of Ostrea edulis (European flat oyster), 612 nucleotides long. Its product is annotated as sericin-1-like. The coding region runs from base 1 to 612 and encodes 203 amino acids. The transcript has 2 exons. The record is from RefSeq and is a predicted model, not a curated record. Lineage: Eukaryota; Metazoa; Mollusca; Bivalvia; Ostreida; Ostreidae.
AUGUAUCAUUUAGCACUGAGAAAGGUUAGUGGGAGCGGUGCAGGUUCUAGUGGGAGCAGUGCAGGUUCUAGUGGGAGCAGUGCAGGUUCUAGUGGGAGCAGUGCAGGUUCUAGUGGGAGCAGUGCAGGUUCUAGUGGGAGCAGUGCAGCUUCUAGUGGAAGCGGUGCAGGUUCUAGUGGGAGCAGUGCAGCUUCUAGUGGGAGCGGUGCAGGUUCUAGUGGGAGCAGUGCAGGUUCUAGUGGGAGCAGUGCAGCUUCUAGUGGGAGCGGUGCAGGUUCUAGUGGGAGCAGUGCAGCUUCUAGUGGGAGCAGUGCAGGUUCUAGUGGGAGCAGUGCAGGUUCUAGUGGGAGCAGUGCAGCUUCUAGUGGGAGCGGUGCAGGUUCUAGUGGGAGCAGUGCAGGUUCUAGUGGGAGCGGUUCUAGUGGGAGUAGUGCAGCUUCUAGUGGGAGCGGUGCAGGUUCUAGUGGGAGCAGUGCAGGUUCUAGUGGGAGCAGUGCAGGUUCUAGUGGGAGCAAUGCAGCUUCUAGUGGGAGCAGUGCAGGUUCUAGUGGGAGCAGUGCAGCUUCUAGUGGGAGCAGUGCAGGUUCUAGUGGGAGCAGUGCAAAGCAAUAG